Molecule: messenger RNA, 516 nt
Organism: Bipolaris maydis ATCC 48331
Lineage: Eukaryota; Fungi; Ascomycota; Dothideomycetes; Pleosporales; Pleosporaceae
Source: RefSeq, a predicted model, not a curated record
AUGUCGUCGUCACACUCCAACACCGCUACUGCUACGACUCCAGUCCAACCGCCACCAGUCUACUCGACUCUCUCGCCACCUUCAUACACCGCCCCGUCCGAUACAAACUCAGUCGUCUCGCAUACGUCGGUGUCGAAGAAGUUUCUUGGUCGAAUGUGGAAUUCACGAGAUGAGGAGAGGAGUGACAAGAAGGGGAAGGGAAAGAAGCAGGAGAGGCAGAGGGAGGUGGAGGAGAAGGAAAUCAGGGCUGCGGCGAGGGCGGCGUAUUUUGCUGCGCAGUAGGUAGGGCUUAAAUUCCUAGGAUUUCCCUUUUUUUUUGGUCGGGAGAAAUGUCUACGUGGGAAAAUACAGAGAUUUUAAUUGGGGGGUUGCGGAUUGUGAGUGUUUGGGUGUUUGAAAAGGUUAGUAGAUAGUUUAGUAGAUUGGAAAAGGUCGUGUUUUCUUUUUCUUUUGAGAUGUUACGGUGUAGUAUGUGUUUCUAUUGAUUUGCAUAUGUGACAUGUUAUAUAUUUUUUU